This is a messenger RNA of Bombus pyrosoma, 2532 nucleotides long. RefSeq names its product BTB/POZ domain-containing protein 9 (gene BTBD9). Gene Ontology annotation, molecular function: protein binding. Bases 467 to 2314 code for a protein of 615 amino acids. The transcript has 10 exons. The record is from RefSeq and is a predicted model, not a curated record. Lineage: Eukaryota; Metazoa; Arthropoda; Insecta; Hymenoptera; Apidae. Gene Ontology annotation, biological process: modulation of chemical synaptic transmission; circadian behavior; adult locomotory behavior.
UGGUAAAAAAUAGAUAGUACAAAAUUAAAUGUAAAAUAUAAUAUUUUUAUAAAUGGGAUGUGACUUUAUUUUUACGUUAUAAUAAUUUCUCUGAGAUUUAUUUAAAUUUAUAGAAGUUGUUUACCCGUAGAGAAAACAGUUAAAUGCGCAAUUUAAACGCAAAAUCGUAGUAUACGUACUGCAAGCAUGUAAAUACAAUUAAAAAUUAAAAAUUAACCUUAAAUUUAAAUUAAAAGUUAACCUUACUUUUACUGUUUAAUGAUUAUAAGGUUUCUGUAAAAUUGAUUCUACUUUUUGUUUCUUGAUUAAUGUGAAUGCAUGAAUAUCGAGAGAAGUAUUAUGCUAUCAACGUAUCUCGAUGUUGACGGGGCAUUGUAUUUAUCAGUAAGGAAAAGCUUUUAAAAAAGAAAAAUUAUUAGGGAAGAAGGAAUUGCAAUUUUGUAUUUAAAAGAUUAAAACCUAAAAAAUGAGUUCUCACCAUGAAUUAAAUAUAUCAGUAGAACAUCCAAUUUCUGGUGACAUAAAUCAUAUUAACACACUUUCUAAGGAUAUUGGUGCUCUCUAUCUCUCAGAUGAUUACUCAGAUGUAACUUUAAUUGUUGGUGGACAAAGAUUUAAUAGCCACAAAAUCAUUUUAGCUGCACGUAGCCAAUAUUUCAGAGCCCUUUUGUUUGGAGGUUUAAAAGAAUCCACACAACAUGAAAUUGAGUUAAAAGAUGCUAAUUUGACUGGGUUUAAAGGCCUACUUGAGUACAUCUAUACAGGACGAAUGUCUCUUACAGACCGACGUGAGGAGGUUGUGUUGGAUAUUCUUGGAUUAGCACAUCUUUAUGGAUUUUCAGAAUUGGAAGCUUCUAUAUCAGAUUAUCUUAGAGAAAUAUUAAAUAUAAAAAAUGUCUGCCUCAUAUUUGGUGCAGCACUUCUUUAUCGACUAGAAUUUCUUACCAAGGUUUGUCAUGAAUACAUGGAUGAACAUGCAUGUGAAGUAAUUCAACAUGAAAGCUUUUUGCAAUUAAGUGCUGAUGCUUUGAAUGAACUUGUCUCAAGAGAUUCCUUUUAUGCACCAGAGAUUGAUAUCUUUUUAGCUGUACGAGCAUGGGUAAAUGCAAAUCCUGAUGCAGAUGGCAAAACUGUUUUAGAUAAGGUACGAUUAAACUUAGUUUCAAUCACGGAUCUUUUAAAUGUUGUUCGCCCAACUGGAUUAAUUUCUCCGGAAGCAAUCUUAGAUGCAAUAGCUGCAAGAACGCAAACACGUGAUUCAGAUCUUAAUUAUCGUGGUCGGUUACUUAUUGAUGUAAAUGUUGCUCAUCCUAUACAUGGUGCUCAAGUCCUACAGGGUGAAAUGCGUAGCUAUCUUUUAGAUGGUGAUACAAAUAAUUAUGAUAUGGAACGAGGGUAUACCAGACACACUAUUACUGAAUCACGAGAACAUGGUAUUUUAGUCAAGUUAGGAACUCAAUGCAUCAUCAACCAUAUAAAAAUGUUGCUUUGGGAUAAAGAUAUGCGUUCAUAUUCUUACUAUUUAGAAGUAUCCAUGGAUCAAAAAAAUUGGGUUCGAGUUAUUGAUUAUACAGAAUACUUUUGUCGUAGUUGGCAAUACUUAUACUUUGAACCGAGAAUAGUUCUUUAUAUUCGUAUUGUUGGGACAAAUAAUACCGUAAACAAAGUUUUUCAUCUUGUAAGUUUUGAAGCAUAUUAUACAAAUCAUACAGAAAAGUUCUAUAAUGGUUUUGUUAUUCCAACACGAAAUGUUGCUACUAUGGAUCAGAGUGCAACUGUUACAGAAGGUGUUUGUAGAUCUCGGAAUGCUCUCUUAAAUGGUGAUACUUCAAAUUAUGAUUGGGAUAGUGGUUACACGUGUCAUCAAGUUGGAUCUGGUUCUAUUUUAGUACAACUUGGACAACCGUACAUUAUAGAUUCUAUGCGAUUAUUACUUUGGGACUGCGAUGAUCGUUCGUAUUCUUAUUAUAUAGAGGUAUCCGGUAAUUCUUGGAGUUGGGUUCUAGUUGGUGAUAAAACCAGAGAAGCUUGUCGUUCAUGGCAAACAAUACACUUUGAACCUGCUCGUCCUGUCGUUUUUAUACGUAUUGUUGGAACACACAAUACAGCAAAUGAGGUUUUUCACUGUGUCCAUUUUGAAUGCCCUGCUCAAACAAAUGAUAAAGUUGUAAGUAAAUCAUUGAUGCACAAAGAAAAGCAAUUAAAAACUCACGAUUCUACGAUUUGGUCAGUGUCACUACCCCCAGAAACAGCUACAGAAGCAGUUAAUAUUGAUCAAGAAGAAAUAAAUUCUACAGAUAGCAAUAUUUUUUAAGACAUUAACCAUUUGGGAACAAGUCAUUAUGCAAAAUUUCAUUGAUAGUUCAAGAAUUAUGAACUAAGUACUUUCGUUUUUUUAUUUGAACUUCCUAUAUAUUAAAGGUUUAAGUGCUUGUAUAGUAUAGAGAUAUAAGUAUCACAUAAUGAUAUAUAAUUGUAAAAAUAAUUGUAAAAUAAAUUUUUUAAUUAAAAUAAAUUUUUAAUUUAGUCAAA